UCCUGUUUCACAGUCUCAACCAAGCAAGCUUGUCAGAUGAGGGAAGGCAGCUCAGCAAAACAGAAAAGCUUGGCAUUUUUGCUCUGCAAAUCUGGUAGGAUCUAUUGCAAGUGAAAAGAUCAGGAUCCUAGGAUUCAGGCAUUGCUGGUACCAUGGAUCAAAGGACCACCAGCUCAGUGUUACUACUCCUGAUUGUCUUGCUGGGACCUAUGCCAGCUCUCACUCAGAGGGAAUCCCGUCAUGACAAGUUCCUCCGGCAGCACAUCGACUUCCCCAAGACCAGCAGUGAACUGGAUGUUCGGCGCUACUGCAACCUGAUGAUGCAGAGAAGAGGGAUGACUGCCACUUUUUGCAAACCCUCCAACACCUUCAUCCAUGCAGCCCACCCAGAUGUGCAUGCCAUCUGCAGAGAUGGGGGGACCUACUACAAUGAGAAUUACUAUGACAGCAACAUCCCUUUCUUCCUCACUGCUUGCCGCAUUAUUGGAGGAGGUUCCCAGAGCCCCCCCUGUAACUACCGAGGCAGAGUCAGCACCCAGCGCAUUCGAGUUGCCUGUCUUAAUGGGGAGCCAGUUCACUUCAAAACACCUCUUUAGAAGAGAGUGUCUAUGAAACCAUUGUUUUCCCAUGUAAUCAAUUUGGGAUACUAUACUUUCUGCCAUAUUAGAGUCCAUCAGGAGUAAAGUUUCCAUGCACACCUGUAGUAUACAUGAGCAUUUCAGUUGCAUUUUGGUACUACCAAAUUAUUGCUUCUCUCUCUCAUGACAUUCUUUCUUAAGGUUGCACUUCGAUGGUUUGUAUUGUCCCAUCAAGUAAUGUAACAGCUACCUAUUCAUAUAUUUUCUUAAAAUAUCAACCUUAACCUUUCCUCCAAGAUAACCCAUCCUUUAAAUGAUAUAAAAAUGUAAUUAUUUGCUUCCAGGGAACUCAGGUAUAGGGUAGGUGGAGAGCAUGGGAAAGGACUGCUAGUUAAGAACUGAUACUACAGACAACAAACUACAGUACAACAGUUCCAUGGAUUUGGGGAAGAAACUACGAUGCUGAUAGUGGUGUAAACCAUUUACAAAUUUGUUACCAACUCUGUCCUUUGCUGUCACAAAUGGUAACAUGGCAUAACUGGAAUCUGAUUGUCAAUGUAAAAGAUGCAUGUUAAUUUCAUGAAGGACCAGAGAUAAACUGAACUUCUAAGAGCAUAGCAUUUGUUAUACCGUUGAGCUCUGAGUGGUUGGAGGUGUUGUACGACCACCAGAUCUUGCACUGAUGCUGUCAAAUCCUUUUGAUUUGCAUGUGUGCCAUUGAUUUUUGGCUGAAAAUUGAAUAGGGCACUGCAGAUGGAAAAUGCUGACACUAAAAUGUAUUUUUCCUCUCUGGAUGAAAAGUGGGAACUGUGCCUGAAUUCUUUGCUCUUGCAGCUUCAUGCAAUAAAAUACCUUCACUUGCA
This is a messenger RNA of Sceloporus undulatus (fence lizard), 1441 nucleotides long. RefSeq names its product ribonuclease-like. Lineage: Eukaryota; Metazoa; Chordata; Lepidosauria; Squamata; Phrynosomatidae. The record is from RefSeq and is a predicted model, not a curated record. Gene Ontology annotation, molecular function: nucleic acid binding.